CUGUCAUUCAUCGUCAUCGUCGCGGACACUUUUUUCCUCGCAUUCAGAGGAAAUUUUUCGCAUCGACGGCAAGAGAAGAAUCAACCUCUAUUCCGUGUGUGUCAGUUCGCAUUUGGAAGCAAAUUUCGCGACGUUUUGUUCCGUUUCUCCCUUCGCCAUUUACUGCAAGCUGGUUCCGGUGGGCGUGAAGUAUUCUUUUCCGGUUUCAGUGUCCCAUCUUCGGCGCGUGACGUGGCGGAAUCUGUAGGAAACGAACUUGGAGAUUUCGGAACAUAUUUGGACCCGAGAGGUUACUCCGCUGCUUGAGAGGUGUUGAAGUGUGUGCGAGCGAGCGAGACGGCGAAGAAGGUUCUUUUUGUGAGGAGGUGGCAAAGUGACACAGCCAGCACCAGUUCACUAUCCGUUGCGAGCAAGCAAGAGUGUGGAAAACGAAAACGAAGGCUGUUGGUAUCAAGGAAAAACAUCAGCGGUAUAGUGGCUCCGGUUGGUUUAUUGUGUCAGGAUAAGAAAAGUGGAUCGAAACACUUCUGUUGCAUUGUAGCUGGGAACAUACGCGUUGUUUUUCCACGAAAGUGAAUAAUAGCGAGUGAUUAACUAGCAGCAGUAGCGCGCGGUAACAGUGUGUAAAUAUAAUCAACCUGUAGAGGGGAAGAAAAAUCCACCUGUGUAGAAGCUAAGCAUGCCCACGGAGCAAGUUGUGUAAGUGCUGCUUGGAGGUGAAAUUACCACAAAAUCUAAUCACCGGCGCGUUAGGAAGUGGCCAUCCCUUCACACUGUAGUGGCAAUCAUUCGCGUAUUCUCCUCCAAUAAUCCCUCUCCAUCAGUGUGUGUGUGUGUUCGUGUGCGUGCGUUUGUGUACAUUUUGGGCUGCUGCUGUUGUCGGAUAGUACAUCUCCCCGGGUAGGUGUAAGGAACCACGGCGGCCAGAAGCACGUAGCUCGAGAGACGGACGAACCGCAGGAAGGAAAAAGCGCGCAGCAACGCCGACGAAAGGUGAAGGAGCGACGGGAAGAUGAAUGCCUCCGAUCAUGGAUUCAAUCCAGCAUUUAAUAUGGCCACCAUAAGACAGGCGAUCAACGAGACCAUAGAACGAGAUCUUGGCGUUUUUCUCAAAACAGUUCGCAUCCCGACGCCCACCCGUCUGCGGGAUCUCAUCCGACAGAUCCGUGCGGCCCGGACGGCCGCCGAGGAGCGGGCGGUGGUGAACCGGGAGUGCGCCUACAUCCGCAGCACAUUCCGCGAGGAGGACUCGGUGUGGCGAUGUCGGAACAUCGCCAAGCUGCUGUACAUUCACAUGCUCGGCUAUCCGGCACACUUUGGCCAGCUGGAAUGCCUCAAGUUGACCGCCAGCCCUCGCUUCACAGACAAACGGAUCGGCUAUCUGGGGGCGAUGCUGCUGCUGGACGAACGGCAGGAUGUGCAUCUUCUGAUUACCAACUGUUUGAAGAACGACCUCAACAAUCCGACACAGUUUGUGGUGGGGCUGGCCUUGUGCACCCUGGGGGCGAUCGCUUCUCCCGAGAUGGCUCGCGAUUUAGCUGGAGAGGUCGAGAAGCUGAUGCGCUCGCCAAAUGCGUACAUUAGGAAAAAAGCUGCACUUUGUGCGUUCCGAAUCAUUAAGCGCGUACCCGAGCUGAUGGAAAUCUUCCUUCCAGCCACGAGGUCGUUGCUGAAUGAGAAAAAUCACGGUAUCCUGAUUGCUGGCGUCACCCUAAUCACGGAGAUGUGCGAGAAAAGCCAGGACACAUUGAACCACUUCAAAAAGGAUAGUGGAAAUCAAGAGAUUGUUCCGAAUCUGGUACGAAUACUGAAGAAUCUGAUACUGGCUGGGUACUCGCCCGAGCAUGACGUGAGCGGUGUGAGCGAUCCAUUCCUACAGGUUAAAAUUCUGCGACUGUUGAGAAUACUGGGACACAAUGACCCGGACGCUUCCGAGGCUAUGAACGAUAUUUUGGCCCAGGUUGCUACCAAUACCGAGACGAGUAAAAACGUGGGCAACACGAUACUGUACGAAACAGUGCUCUCCAUAAUGGACAUUAAAUCCGAGGGCGGUUUACGUGUCCUGGCGGUGAACAUUCUCGGUCGGUUCCUGCUGAACAGCGACAAGAACAUUCGCUACGUUGCGUUGAAUACGCUGCUACGAACGGUCCACGCCGAUAUAAGUGCUGUCCAGCGCCAUCGUAGCACGAUUCUGGAGUGUCUCAAAGAUCCGGAUGUCUCGAUACGGCGUCGUGCGAUGGAGCUUUCCUUUGCGCUCAUCAAUUCACAAAACAUUCGGGCGAUGUCGAAGGAGCUGCUGAUCUUCCUGGAGAAAGCGGAUGCUGACUUUAAGGCACAAUGCAGCAGCCGGAUGGUGCACGUGGCUGAGCGAUAUGCUACCUCGAUCCGUUGGCGGUUGGAUACACUGCUCAGUGUGCUGAUUGCGGCCGGAAAUUACGUUCGUGAUGACGUUAUAUCUUCCACAAUUCAUCUGAUUCUGAACAGCCCUGCGGAGGAACAGGCAUACAUUGGUCUUCGAUUGUGGGACUCUCUCCACAAUAUCACAAAUUCUUUCGAAGACAAGCAACCAUUGCUGCAGGUUGCAGUGUGGACGAUCGGAGAGUACGGAGAUUUGCUGCUGAGCAGUGAGCGUAUCGAAGAUGUUGAAAUUCCUGCAGAAAGUGAGCUGGUUGACCUGUAUCAGAAGUUGCUGUGGUCCACUUCGGUAUCGAUCACCAGUAAACAGUAUGCGCUUGUUUCGUUGGCCAAGCUGAGCACCAGAAUCCACAGCAAGGAUGAGGAAGCUCGAGCGAAGCAGGUUAUAGAAGCAUUUGGCACCCAUCUGCACAUUGACCUGCAGCAGCGAGGUGUGGAGUUUUCCCAGCUCUUCCGGGAGUAUAGUCAUCUCCGUCCGGCGUUAUUGGAGAAAAUGCCAAAAAUUCAGAAGUCUCUCCCGAAUGGAACUGACAACGGUGGCAUUUACGAGGAACAUUCGAACGAUCUGAUUGAGAGUGGUGGGGACGAGUCGGAGGGCAAUGGAAUUAUUUCCAGCAGCGUAACCAAAAUUGGCACGGACGCUCUUCUAGAUUUACUCGGGGGUGGAGAUGACCCAGCGGAAAGUAUAGACCUAGUCCCUUCUGUCACCGUGAAGCCAUCCACUACCAGUAGUUCGAACAACCAAGACCUGCUGGACCUACUUGGAGGGCUAGAUAUGCCAUCAAGUACACCACCUGCAGCGAUUCAUCCCCUCGGUGGAGGAGGAAUUGGUUUGGAUUUAAACAGCUUGAAUGACAAUAGCAUUAAGGUGACAAAUACGAUACCCGGCACUGUCACGUCUUCGUCCUCGUUCGGUGGGCUGGAGAAUUUACUGAAUUCUAACACGACGCCUGUGACAAUUCCUGUGGGUGUUGUUUCACCCACCAGCACUAUUAACGCGACGAGUGGCUUGUUCAACAACACUGGUAACAACACCUCGAAUAGCCUCUUCAAUAACGUCUCGGCAGUUAACAAUAAUGAGGAACACUCCAAGACAUUGACAGCCUUAGAUAAGAACGGUCUAUUCGUGCAGCUUAUGGCAAAGUAUAGUGGCGGAUGUUUGCAUAUCGUCAUGACGGCUAUAAAUAAUUCGUUAAGCACAUUAGAACAAUAUUUAUUCCAGGCUGCCGUUCCACGUAGCUUCACGCUGCAAAUGCUGUCCCCCUCUGGGUCGAUGCUGCCUCCCGGUGGAACUAUAACGCAGGAAAUGCGCGUUUCCAGCACUGCUAAGUCCACUCUCCGGAUGCGACUGCGGAUAUCGUACCAAUGCGAUGGUAACCCGGUGCUAGAGCAAACCGAGGUAUCCGGAUUCCCCGAAGAGCAAACGCCGCUCGAAUGAGGUCCGAACUGGAACGUGAACAUUACGGUUAAGUUUUAGUUUGCGCAGGAGCGCGAUAGUUUAGCGCGGGAGCUGUGUCGUCGGGCUCAUUCUUAAUACGGACCACCAGCAGAUUCGUCGUGCGCUUUGUCUCUUGGUUUUUGUACUUCUCCGUGAGUUAAUAUUUUUUUUAAUUUCUAGGAACAAUUUUUAAUAAGCUAAUCUAACACAAAUGGCAAAAAUCGUGAGUCCUUCCCCCCUCCGAACACAUGUGCAUACUAUAUUGGCUGUUUUUUUUUUUCUUUCGAAAGCGUUUCCCGAAACUGGUUAACUAAUAUUUACCGUUACGGAACAUGUACAACUAAGAGAAACGGGUGAAAUGUGAAUAAACGUAACGUGAGUGUGUGCAGUCAUGUAUGUGUGUGAUGUAAUUGAGUGACCGAGAAUUGUUGUAAAUAUUCCUAAUACUGAAUGAGAUGCGAUAUUAAACUACAACCGAACCUUCGUAAGGGAACCCCCAGGGUGGCCAGAACUGAUUGUGAGGAGAAUGGUAAUCCAGAGAAAAGAAUUCAGCUCAAAAAACGUAAAAGCUUGAAAGGAAAAUGCGAGACAAAUAACAUUGUGACAGCCUCUCUUCUACCGCAUAAGGAUACAUUGAGCGCAACCAUUGUUUUUGAUUUGCUGCUGCGCUAUUAUGUUUAGAAACCAACAAAAUACUAAGCAAGUUUUCCGUCCAAGAAACCCAUUUAAGCGUGUAAGAUGUAAGAUGGUAGAAGAAUGUUCAAACAGUUAUAUUUCUGUUUUGUGCUCACCCCAAGUUUGAAGGACAAAUGCUCUGCUUCGGCUUUAUAUGAAAUUCUAGGUUCUGUAUAUUCCUUGAAAAAAAAUCCUAUUCAUCCCUCUGUUCGCAAAACAUAAAAUACGAUUAGCAACUUUCGUUGCUGUGAAAAUUAUUCCCCUAUCCUGAAUUGCUGCGAGCGCCUUAACAUUUCUGACUUACACAUACAAACAACAGUAUUUUUAUACCAUGAGAAACACUUGCUAAAGAGAUGUUGAAAAGAUACAGUAGUAGAACUCCGCGGCGAGUGUAAGUAGAAAGACAAAUGCUAUUUGGGGAUAAAACGGUAACUACUAAUUAAUUACAAAAAACAACACUAAGGCUUAAGCUGUAAGUAACAUUAAGUAGGCGAAGUUUAGAGCGAGAAAGAGUUGGACACAAUAACAGAAAAAAUAUACCACAUAACAAAGACAUAAGACAUGAUGACAUGCAGAAACAUAAGAUGGAGGGAAAAUUGUUAUUGUUCGCAUUCAGAGCAAGAGGUUAACUGAGAAAAGGAUAGAAGGAACAACAUCUGAAAAAUCUAUAAAUAUAUGUAUAAUACAUACUCAAUUAUAUAUGAAA
Messenger RNA from Toxorhynchites rutilus septentrionalis, 5234 nucleotides. Its product is annotated as AP-1 complex subunit gamma-1-like. Gene Ontology annotation, cellular component: Golgi apparatus; AP-1 adaptor complex; membrane coat. NCBI's taxonomy places the organism in Eukaryota, Metazoa, Arthropoda, Insecta, Diptera, Culicidae. Gene Ontology annotation, biological process: receptor-mediated endocytosis; Golgi to vacuole transport; intracellular protein transport. The record is from RefSeq and is a predicted model, not a curated record. The coding region runs from base 1013 to 3853 and encodes 946 amino acids. The transcript has 16 exons. Gene Ontology annotation, molecular function: clathrin-cargo adaptor activity.